AUGGCAUCCGAGUUGGAUGCGACCGUUUUGAAGAAAACGCAAAGUUCUCUCGGCAAAUUUGUCAAACGUCCGGCACUGACCGAUAAGUUGCUGCGUAAGCCACCGUUCCGUUUUCUGCAUGACAUCGUUCACGCGAUCAUUCGAGAGCAUGGCCUGCUGGAUGGUUUGUAUACCGUGGACGAACUCAACUCGGACAAUAUUAAGGAUCGGGAUUCAAAAAUGGCGUUUCUACAGAAGCUCAUUGACGUCGUUAAACUGACAACAGGCCUUGAACUAAAAGUUCGUCCUUCGAAAAUAGUGGCCGGUUUGGAACCGGAGCGCACCAACGAACUCCUCCAGGCAGUGGCAAGCGCUUUGGAAGAAAAGCUAAGCACAGCAGACAUAGUGCGACAAUACUUAGGCGACAAUGCAAAGGUAAACGGAACCACCAAUGGUUCAACGAACGGUGUACCCGAAACAAAUGGCACUACCAAGGUUGAGACACGCGAGGACAAAAAGGCAAAACAUGAAAAGACGAAAGAAAAGCCCAAAGAGAGGGAAGAAAAGCAAACAGUCGGCGAUAAACGAAAGGAUAGAACCGCCAAAGUCGGAAAGGAAAAAGAUGUUUCUAAGAAUGCUUCAUCGGUACAGCAGCCGGAAAGCAGGACGGAAAAGGGAAAAUCUAAACCGACCGGUACCAAGGUUGCUAACGACGCUGGUAAAAAGAAACCCGACAAGCCUAGCAAAGGGAAAGAGAAAACACUCAAGCGCAUAUCGUCCAUACCGGAAGAGCAACUUCCUACGGUCGUACCGGUUCGCCCAGAUCCGAUAACAAAUGGUGCGGAAACGGUGGCAAAUGGAACCACGCACGAUGGCCGCAAGCGGAAAGAUUCGUUGAAAGAGUUUGGCGAAUCAGUAACUAUGGUCGACGCAAAUGGUGAAGAUAAUGCUGUACCGUCGGCCGAUGAGGAGCACGAGAAGCGGAAGCAGCAGCCCGGUAGUAACAGUAGCAGCCGAAGAUCGUCGCUGAAGAAGCAGAACAGUUUGACGGCCAGCGAAAAUAAUGCACUGUCGGAGAUGAACCAAUUCAAUGGAUUGCACAGUUCGCUCAGCAGGCAGGAUAGUGGUGGUAUGAUGGCACCUGAUGGGCCGGGACUCGAUGAAGCUGGGUCCGCUGAUGUAGCACCGAACCGAACGCCAGAAGUGUUGGUAACGGUAACACCAAACGAAUCGAAACCGACCACAAAGCCGGCGAUACACCGUCAGCAGUCAGUCGAGACAGUUAUGAGACCGCGGACCAGCCUGAGGCCGCCGAGCGUUCGACCACCAUCUGCUAGACCGGGUGCACCGCGUCGGAAGGAGAAAAAUGUCGAGGUAAUACUGCAACCGAACGAAACGCAAAAGCUCGGCGAAAUCAACGUCAAGAUGGAGGUGUUUAACAGCGAGCUGCUGGACGAUGAUGGUGAGAAUUUGAUCGUGAUCGAGGACCCGUCAACCGUCACCGAUGAUAUCGUGUAUGGAAGAAUGACUCAAGACCCGAGUGGAGCCACCGAAGAGACGGCAACACAGCAGCUGUUGCAGUCGGCCGAGCAGGAAGAGCAACAGGGCCAUCUGGUGCAGCAAAUUUUGGAAACGCAGAAAGAAUUUUCCACCCAUACCGGAACGGACAGUGAGAUGCUACGGAAGGCAGAUAUGGAAUGGACCGCCGGACAGAGGCAAUCGUCAGCGAAGCAGAUGGAAUCGUUGCGCGAAUCGAUACAAAAGCUGACACGCUCCGUCAAUCCGCUCGGGAAGCUGAUGGACUUCAUCCAGGAAGAUAUCGAUUCCAUGGAGCGUGAGUUAGCGAGCUGGCAGCAGAUCUACACCCAAUCCAUGGUGGAGCUAAACAAAGAGCGCAGUGCGACGGAGAACGCGAUCGAACCGCUGAAGCAACAGCUGCAGCAGAUUGAAGUCAACAUCAAGGAGUACCGUGAAAUGAUCGACACCACGCGGGGUAACAUUUUGCAAAAUGAGCAGAAAAUCGAACGGCUGUACAUGACGGAAAUUUAG
This is a messenger RNA of Anopheles marshallii, 2028 nucleotides long. It is a transcript of the gene IFT54, whose product is annotated as TRAF3-interacting protein 1. Gene Ontology annotation, cellular component: intraciliary transport particle B; ciliary basal body; axoneme. Gene Ontology annotation, biological process: regulation of microtubule cytoskeleton organization; cilium assembly; intraciliary transport. Gene Ontology annotation, molecular function: microtubule binding. The record is from RefSeq and is a predicted model, not a curated record. The coding region runs from base 1 to 2028 and encodes 675 amino acids. The transcript has 5 exons. NCBI's taxonomy places the organism in Eukaryota, Metazoa, Arthropoda, Insecta, Diptera, Culicidae.